UUUGCUCUCAAGAAUUGUAGCAGAAAGAACAGUUGAGCAUGAAAAAGAGCUUAUGGAACAGAAGAACCAGAGAAUAAAUGAGUUGAUGCAGCUUGUGGGAUCAUUUGAAGAUAAAUUUAAUAACUCGUUAAUUUCUUUCUCUUCAGAGCUCGCCAAGAAACAGGCAGAGAUUAAUCUGACACAUAAAGCGUGGGAGAAAAUAACUGCUGCCCAGAUUAUGGCUGCACUAGAAAUUGAAGAGAAGAAGCUUAUGAUUGCUGAACUUGAGGAUGACAUCCAUAAUGUAAAGCAGAAACUGGAACUGCAGCAAAACUCCAUGUGUGUUUUGAAGAGGCAAGCAGUUGAAGUUGAAGCAGAAUUGGAGGCAAAAGAGUUGGAAAUGAAGAAUUUGGGGUUUCAAUUCAAGACAAAGCUGAAAGAGUCAGAUGCUUUGAUUGAAGAGCUCAAGAGUGAGAGAAGAAACUUACUUGAAGAUGUCACUAAGUUAUCAUCAGAAAGAGAAAACUUGUUGGGAUUGGUUGAGGGGUUGAGUGACAAGAUUAGUGAGAUCUCCAGUUCAGACAAACAACUAAUGGAUCUGUUACAGACAACAAUGCCCUCUACUGAGGAUGAACACUCUAGCUAUCUGAGUGAGAAUGUGAAUAGUCCCAUUGCAGUGAAGAAACUUGAAGCAAAUUCUGACAUAAGAUCCCCAUUUAGAGAAAUCAACAACUAGAAAUAUCUAUCUUGCUCAUGGAUAAAGGAAUGUUGCUGAUCUUGUAGUGUAGUAAAAGUAUGGAUUCUUGUAAUUUCUUCUUUCCCACUACUUUAGCUAGCUUGUGUGUGACUGACUCAUGCUAGUGCAAGUUUUUUGUUCUUACCACAAAUGCAUCUUGGU
Molecule: messenger RNA, 877 nt
Organism: Humulus lupulus (European hop)
Lineage: Eukaryota; Viridiplantae; Streptophyta; Magnoliopsida; Rosales; Cannabaceae
Exons: 1
Coding region: 53-715 (220 amino acids)
Source: RefSeq, a predicted model, not a curated record